Messenger RNA from Prosopis cineraria, 1653 nucleotides. RefSeq names its product UPF0481 protein At3g47200-like. The transcript has 2 exons. Lineage: Eukaryota; Viridiplantae; Streptophyta; Magnoliopsida; Fabales; Fabaceae. The coding region runs from base 189 to 1427 and encodes 412 amino acids. The record is from RefSeq and is a predicted model, not a curated record.
GCAAGGUAUAUAAAUUCUUCCAUUGCUCAGGCGUCAAUACAAAAUAUGUCAUGGAUGCAACAGUUCUGGCUGUAGUGCUGGCGCCAAAAUAAAGAAGCAGGUUUGCGGCAGAAAGUCAUUAUUUGCGAACUUAAACAGCUCACAUCCAGGUAUCAAUUUUCCGUGUAAACAGGGAAGUCUGGUCAUAGAUGGAAACUGGUAGUUUCAAGGAGAGAGACAGAAAACUUGCAUGUGACAUUAAAGAAAAGAUAGAAGCCAUUUCAUCUUUGAAAUCUAUCUUCAGAGUGCCGGUGAAACUUAGGCGCUCAGAUAAUGUUCCUGAGGAUGAAAUAUAUAUCAGGAGCUCACACAAUGUUCCUGAGAAUGAAAUGUAUAUCCCUGAUUUAGUUUCUAUUGGUCCCUUCCAUCACGACAAUGAAAACCUAAAACUCAAGGAAGAUCACAAGUUGCAUUACCUUUAUACUCUGCUCAGUCGCAAGCCGAACCUGGAAGCAACGUUGCACGAAUGUGUGAUGGCGCUGAGAGAUAUAGAGCAAACAGCAAGAAACUGCUAUGAAGAAACACUCAAUCUCACCAGCGACGAGUUUGUGGAAAUAAUGCUCCUUGAUGGCUGCUUCAUCAUCGAGCUUUUCUUAAAAUAUGCUUUUAAGGGUCUGAGACGCCGUGGUGAUCCCAUCUUCACCUCCGAGCUGUUCUUUGCAGUCAGGAAAAACCUCAUUUUGUUAGAAAACCAGAUUCCAUGGAUGGUUCUUCAGAGUCUGUUCGUGAUUGUGCCCAUUCCAGCACAGUGUACUCUAACCGAGCUUGCACUCGGUUUCUUCAAAAACAUGUUACCAGGAGAACGGGCCUUUCUCAGAGAGAAGUUCAGCCAAGAAGGUAACCAUUUGCUCGACCUUAUCCACCAGUGCUAUAUCCCUACAAAUUCAAUAGUUGAGUCAAACAUAGCUGGUGGAGAACCAAAAGCAAAAGAUGCCGAGUCUGCAACAAAACUUAAGAAACAAGGAAUCAAGUUCAUGAAGUUCACAGCCACAAGCUUGUUAGACAUAAGCUUUUCUGAUGGGGUUUUUGAGAUUCCUCCCCUUGUAACCAAGAAGUACACCAAGGUUCUGUUUGCAAACCUUAUUGCACUUGAGCAGCAUCACUCUCAUCAGAUUCAGUACUUCACAUCUUAUGCCUUGCUCAUGAAAGACUUCAUCCAAGAUGUGAAAGAUGCCAGAUUGUUCAGGCAUCUGAGGAUUGUGGUCAGAGAAAGUGAAGACGAGGUCGAUGAUAACGUGGAUGAAGAAGUUCUUUCACUCUUUAACAGUCUUUGCGAAGGAGUGGAUUUGAAGAGGUUUUAUUAUGCAGGAGUUGAGGGGCAGGUCAAAGAGUAUAUAACAAGAAGGAAAUCAUGGCGGAAGAAACUGGAAUGCAGUUGUUUCACUUGACUUUUGGUUUUCAACACUUGGGCUCAUUCUCCGCAAGCUUUUUUUUGGUUUUCUGUGAGUUUCACAGUUCACAUUCUUUCACAGCAAUGUCCAGCCAAGAGAAAGAGAGAGAGAGAGAAAAAAGGAGUGCUUUCCCCUGUUUUUGAUCGCCAACAGCAACAGGGUUGUAAUAACUUCGUGAGAUUUUGUGAUGAAUGAUUUAUAAUCAUUUCAAAUUUACAGCAAA